GGUAGUUGGCUCGAAUCGCAGGCGGCAGGAGGUCGAUCCAGUGCGCUUUUCAGUUCCAGUUUGUGUCCCGACCCGCUAGCAGCUGCCGUGCGGCACGUCCGCCGCAGUUGUUGAUAUACUCGAUUUUUUAUCAAUCGUCUCCUACCCCGAAUAGUGUGACGUCUCUCAUGUGCGAUAGCAUACACGCACGGCUGUGUCUUGUGUUGUGAAUUAGUUAUUGAAAUUAACUGUUAAAAGAAGUGAAGCAAGAUGGCGAUCUUCGGUAUGGCCUCAGCGGUGGCGGGCUUCGUCAAAGUCCGCUACCUGAUCGACAAGGCUGUGAUAGACAAUAUGGUCUUCCGCAUGCACUACAGAAUCACCGCAGCCAUCAUGUUCCUGUGCUGUAUACUGGUGACGGCCAAUAAUCUUAUCGGUGACCCUAUAUCCUGCAUCAACGACGGUGUGAUACCAAAUCACGUUAUUAAUACAUACUGCUGGAUCACAUACACCUUCACGCUACCGCACACCCCCGCCGGCAAGGGAAUCUCGCAUCCAGGACUUGGAAACGAUUACGGAGAGGAAAAGCGGCACCACUCCUACUACCAAUGGGUGCCUUUCAUGCUCUUUUUCCAGGGCGUACUGUUCUAUCUUCCACACUGGAUCUGGAAGAACUGGGAAGAGGGAAAAGUCCGUAUGAUCUCCGACGGAAUGCGAGGGACAUUGGCAACCAUUGACGACAGCAGAACCAACCGCCAGAGUCGCUUAGUUCAGUAUCUUAUGGAUACUUUACACAUGCACAACACUUACUCUUUUGGAUAUUUCUUCUGUGAGAUACUAAAUUUCAUCAACGCUGUUGGAAACAUUUUCUUCUUAGAUACAUUCCUCGGUGGAGCAUUUUUAACAUAUGGAACCGAUGUUGUCAAAUUUUCAAACAUGAAUCAAGAGGACAGGACUGACCCCAUGAUCGAAGUUUUCCCAAGACUGACAAAAUGUACAUUCCACAAGUUCGGAGCGUCUGGAACAAUUCAAACGCAUGACUCUCUUUGCGUACUCGCCUUGAACAUUCUCAAUGAGAAAAUAUUCAUUUUCCUUUGGUUCUGGCUAAUUAUUCUGGCUAUCGUCUCUGGCCUGGCAUUGGUUUACUCAGCCGCUGUGAUUCUCUUACCGAGCACACGUGAAACGAUUCUCAAGAGACGCUUCCGAUUUGGAACACCUAACGGUGUUGAGGCCCUCGUUCGGAAGACUCAGGUUGGCGACUUCCUCCUUCUACACCUCCUGGGUCAGAACAUGUCACUACGCGUAUUCGGGGAAGUGCUUGACGAGCUUGCGAGAAGACUGCAUUUCGGUUCAAACCCACCAUCUGCACCAUCUACUAUCGAGAUGGCACCCAUCUAUCCCGACAUUGACAAGUUCUCUAAGGAGACCGAGACGUAAGCGUCUAUAACUCACUCAUCACUCUAAGAUUCAAAUACAUUCCUUGGAACCCUAACGAUUCACUCUUAAUAACAUGAACACGUUUCCGAAGUACGAAUUUGAAUCUGGGACGAAUCUCUUUCGCAUUGGCUUCUCGCAAUACGCCCAGGUUUUACGCAGGUUAUACAGUUAUGAGCAGAUGUCUCUAUAAACCAACGAAAAAAUAGCAAUUCAUGACAUUCCUUUUAUUUAGACGUACAAUUAUUGCCGUACAAUUUUUCUGCACAUUAUAAUUUGUUAAAUGUGCUGUUUGUGUUUACGUCAGAGUAGUAAACUUCUUUGGUGACUAAGUAUAAAAGAUACGAAUUUGGUAUACAGUUAUUGGCCAAUUAGUUAAGGCAAUAGCCCCCUUAUUCAUGAACAACAAUCAUUUUACAGUGUUUAAACUAAGAUCAUGA
This is a messenger RNA of Pieris brassicae (large cabbage white), 1850 nucleotides long. RefSeq names its product innexin inx3 (gene Inx3). Gene Ontology annotation, biological process: phototransduction. Bases 250 to 1413 code for a protein of 387 amino acids. The transcript is spliced from 9 exons. Gene Ontology annotation, cellular component: gap junction; plasma membrane. Lineage: Eukaryota; Metazoa; Arthropoda; Insecta; Lepidoptera; Pieridae. The record is from RefSeq and is a predicted model, not a curated record. Gene Ontology annotation, molecular function: gap junction channel activity.